Messenger RNA from Dicentrarchus labrax (European seabass), 1891 nucleotides. RefSeq names its product calponin homology domain-containing protein DDB_G0272472-like. The record is from RefSeq and is a predicted model, not a curated record. Bases 24 to 1574 code for a protein of 516 amino acids. The transcript has a single exon. Lineage: Eukaryota; Metazoa; Chordata; Actinopteri; Moronidae.
UGAUUAUAUGUGCUUUAAAGAACAUGCAACAAAAGCAAACACAUUUGGACCAAGUGGAGAUGAAUAUAAUGGAAAAGAAAAACUCAAUAGAUAAAGAAAAGGAAAGAAUCAUAGAAAAAUCAGAGGAGUUACUCCUGAGAGAGAAAGAGCUGGAGGAUAAAAUGAAGUUUCUCAAAGCUGAGGCAAUGCUACAACAGAAAGAAAAACAAUUUAAGUGUCUGAAGAAAACUGAAAGUGAAAAUAAAAAGAAACCAAUGCAAACUCAGGUACAUAAACCAAAAGAAAUAGAGAAGGAAGACCAAUCUGGAAAAGAGCCAAAAGAAGAAAAGGUAGAUGCGCAUUUGAUGAGAAACAUAGAAGAACAAAUACUAUCAAAAGAUCUGCAGGAAAGACUUGUGUUGCAACUGAAUGAACCACUUGAGGAGGACAUUAAGGAGAAGAAAGACAUAUCAAAAACAGAAAUACAAUUACAUGAAAAAACUGAAAAUGCACCAAGAAAAAAGAAAUUUCAAACUAAAAGGAAACCAGAGCUUGGAUGUAAAGAAACAGAGCAUGAAAAUCCAAACCUGCAGAAAGACAAAGGCUUGAAAAACCUACCUGGAACUGAACUGUUGAUAAAUAAAGACAUGUUUAACUUUGACAAAAUGAAAGAUGAAAAAGAAAUUAAACAGGUAGAACCAGAUGAACAAGAUGACACAGAUAUGCUACAAACUAAAGUGAUUAAGCAGGCAAAAAUAGAAGAACUGAAACCUAAAGAAGAGAUAGAAGUGAGAGCAAAGGGUCUGAUAAGAAUGUCUGAUAUGGUCAAGGAAAAGGAGCAUUUGAAACAUCAGUGGAGGCCAAACAUUGUACAAAAUGAAGAUCUUGAACAACUGAAGGCAGAGUUGAAGCAAGAGAGAGCUGAUCUGAAACAAAUGAAUGAGAUGAUGAAUAAAGAGAGACUGGACUUGGAGCUGAUGAGAUCUGACAUCCAGAAACAAAAUGAGAAAUUAGAAAAGGAGAAACAGGACAUAAAAGAGGAAAGAGAGAAAUUGGAAAUUACAAAGGCUGAGCUAGAAAAGAAGAAAAAAUAUGCAGACAGUCUGUUUGAUGAGAUAGACACAGAGAAAGCCAGCAUUAAACAUCUGACCCUCCAAGUUCAGACAGAAAGAAACAAACUUGAAAAUGUCAUGAACAUGAUUGCCUUAAAACAAAAAGAACAAGAACUCAAGGAAGAUGAGUUCAAAAUACUAAAACAAGAUAUAGAAACCAGUAAGAACAAUGUCCUUACAGAAAGAGGAGAACUGGACGUUUUAAGGAAGGAUCUGAACAAGAAGAAAGGAGAGGUUGAAGCGGCGAUGAAAAGCAUGAGUAGAGAGAGAGAACAACUCAGUAAAAUGAAGAAUGACAAUGAGAAAGACAGAGAAAUGAUUCUGAUUGAAAAGGACAGAAUAGAAGUUCAAUGCUCUGAACUGAAGAUGAGACCAGAUGAACUCAUGAAUGAAAUUAAGUCAAUACAAACUCUGAGAAGGAAGCUUCAACAGCUUAAAGAAAGGAUCACUGAAGACAUGAAAAACAAAAGGGACAAUUUGUAACAAAGGUCUGAAGAUGUGCAAAUGCUGUACACUGUAUUGGUAGAAAGGGUGGCAGACCUUGAUGGAGAAAAAGCAAAAAUAAUUUCUUACACUGACCUUUUAGAGAGACAAAAGGAAUGUCUGAAAGGUAUACCAUCAGAUGUGGUCACCCAUAGACAGGGCAUGGAAAAUCAGUGGAAGCAAGGGUUUGAGUUGGAAAAACAAGAUCUUGAAAAACUGAAAGCAGUGCUGAAGCAAGAGAAAGAGGAUCUGGAUAAAGUGAAUGAGAUCAUGACCAAAGAGAGACUGGAGCUAGAAACCAGUAAGAACAGUGUGCU